UUUGAAAUACAACAAGGACAUCUAUCGUGUGAUUUUAUAAAUGGCUGUUAGUUUGAAGAAUUUUGGAGUGUUCGGUAGUCGGCAUUUUAUUUUUAAAGCGGUAUUUUCAAAUAGUAGACAGCUUGUCACGAUGUCUGAAUCACUGAAUAAAGUACCUGAUGUGGAUAUCGACGGCCAUGGAAGAUUUAAAUAUAUUUUGAUCAACGUUUACGACGAACCCAAUAAUAUCAGCAAAUCCAUUGUCAGAGGUUAUGCUAGAGCUCAGUGGCACUGUGAGUAAUUACCAUAAAAUGUUUCUG
Frieseomelitta varia is the source of this 299-nucleotide messenger RNA. RefSeq names its product 14 kDa phosphohistidine phosphatase-like. The coding region runs from base 41 to 280 and encodes 79 amino acids. Gene Ontology annotation, biological process: peptidyl-histidine dephosphorylation. The transcript has 2 exons. Gene Ontology annotation, cellular component: cytosol. Lineage: Eukaryota; Metazoa; Arthropoda; Insecta; Hymenoptera; Apidae. The record is from RefSeq and is a predicted model, not a curated record. Gene Ontology annotation, molecular function: protein histidine phosphatase activity.